Molecule: messenger RNA, 1113 nt
Organism: Parathielavia appendiculata
Lineage: Eukaryota; Fungi; Ascomycota; Sordariomycetes; Sordariales; Chaetomiaceae
Exons: 3
Coding region: 1-1113 (370 amino acids)
Molecular function (GO): transferase activity
Source: RefSeq, a predicted model, not a curated record
AUGUCGUCGCCGUCCGACAACCACGCCAACUUCACGCCAUUCUCCGAGUCCCAGGGGGACUUUGGUCAUCUGAGGCUCGCCUACUUCAGCAAUGAGUUUCCCCACGACAAUCUUCAACAUCUGCUCCGCCGACUGUGGAACAGCAGCAAAGACCGGGCUCACCCGCUCCUGGCCAUCUUCAUAGCCGAGGCGACCCUGGCGGUCCGCGAGGAGAUCCGGGAUCUGCCUGCCGUACUCAGAUCCGAGAUUCCAGCCUUCCAAACCAUCUUCGAGUUUGCAGAGUACCCGGAGCUCCGUAGAGGCCAGCUCUCCGGAUCCAUAGACGGCGUACUGCUCUCGGCUCUCGAGCUCGCCACAUUCAUUGGAUACUAUGAGCACAAUCCCGACAAAUACGGCGCGGACGUGCCCAGCAGUUAUCUGGCUGGGCUAGGCAUUGGUUUGCUAGCCACUGCGGCCGUUGCGUUGUCGCCCAAUCUCGUGGAUCUGCCCAUUGCCGCAGCCGAGGCCGUCCGCACCGCCUUCCGUCUCGGCGUUGUCGUCGACCAGGUCUCGCAAAACCUGCAACCGCGGGACCUGUCCGACCCCAGUACGCCAGACAGCUGGGCGUAUGUUAUCCCGGAUGUGACGCCCGAGAGGGUGCAGAAGGAGCUCGAUUCCAUUCAUGCGAAAGAGAAGACGCCCACGGCAGGCAAGAUCUUCAUCAGCGCUCUCAGCAAAACCUCGGUUACUGUGAGCGGGCCUCCGGGAAGGCUGAAGCGCGUCUUCCUAAUAUCCGACUUCUUUCGGGACGCCAAGUCCAUUGCCCUGCCGGUGUAUGGAGGUCUCUGCCAUGCUCCGCACAUCUACCAUGACGGACACGCUCGAGAGGUUGUCCGGGUCAGUUCGUCCAAGCUGAACCACCGGAGGUUUACUCCCGUCAUCCCCGUGCUUUCGACGAGCACUGGCCGCCCUUUUCCGGCCCCAGAUGCCGAGGGCCUUCUUGAGAACAUCAUCAAGGAGAUCCUCACACAGGCAAUCCAAUGGGACAACGUCAUCCAGGCCGUGGUUGCGGGCGCUUCCAACCUGGGCGCGGUGCAACUUCAGCUGCAAGCUGUCGGAACGAAGCUGCCUUGA